Messenger RNA from Coregonus sp. 'balchen', 1838 nucleotides. The record is from the annotation of a GenBank genome assembly. Lineage: Eukaryota; Metazoa; Chordata; Actinopteri; Salmoniformes; Salmonidae.
CUGGAAGAAAUACGCCAGGGUACCCACGUGGCUCGGACCCUGCAUACAUGACAGGGACAGUCAGCUAGAAGCUAAAAUAAAAUAACCUUAUCUAGCUAGCCACUUAAUUAAUCGACCAUGGAGGAUCUACCUGCAGAUAUCAAAGCGUUCCUUCUGAAUCAUCCAUUUCUUGAAUUUACGGAUGACAGUAGAAAGGUUAGUUAGAACCUUUUUAUACAAAAUACUGUAUAAACUAGCCAGUAAACGUUAACUAGCUAAUAAUAAUAGGCUGCGCAGCUAGCUUGUCAGCUACUAGCUUCUGCUCUGUGAAAUGGCUAGCUGUAUAUGUGAAUGAUGUGAGCAAGAAGACGUAAAAAAUGACAGCGUUUUGUUUUACACCUCUUUUCAGAUUAAAUGCACACUCAAUGGACAUGAUUUACCUUGCAACCUCAAAGAGCUCCAGAACUUCACGAAAGGGAAGAAAUAUCAGAAACUAAGUUCUACUGCAGAGUUCAGCUAUAGUCAAUAUGAACCUCAUGUUGUGCCCAGCUCGAAGCAACCGUAAGUAUUCCCCAAGAGUCAUACUUUCAGUAAGUGACCGGUUUAGUGAUUGAUGGGGAGUGGGGCUUGAGCGCAUGCACCACAAAGGUGCAUGAUCUCUGGACAGAAUCCAUUGUACACCCAAAUACAAGGAGGCGGAACACCCCUCCUCCCCCCUCCUCCAGGUCUGCCCAGAGGUUCUCUCACUGCUACCACCAAUGCAACAUGGUUACAUGACUUGGGUGAUUAUCAGCAGCCUGUCUGCCUCAACCAGUUAUUUUAAUUGUUACUGACCAAUUCUAUGUCUGACCUACAGCAAUCAUCUCUUCUGCAAGUUAACACUCAGACACAUCAAUCGCCUGCCACACCAGGUCUUACGGCAUGUCAAUGGCAAGCGGUUCCAAAAAGCAAAGAAGAAAUGUCAGUACUUUUCGCCACCCAAAAUGUCCUUCCUCCUACCUACACUCAAAUGUUGAUGCUUCCUUUCCACUCAAAGUUUUAGAGGGUUUUCCAUUUAGAUUUUUGUUGGGAGAGGUAGAAUAGAACUACCUGAAACACCACAGAUGGUUGUUUUCACUAUUGUCAGUACAGUUUAUGAAUUGUCUAAUCUCUCCCCUAGAUGAAGAGUGUGUACAACAGGGGGUGGAGUACAUUCCAGCGAGCCUCCGACAGAAGAAGCCCAGAGAUAGAGGUGGGGAGGGGGAGAGGGGACGCAACACCCAGAGGGGGAAUGGAGCGUGGGCUCCUGACUCCAGCAACGAGGGUGGCAGCGACUCAGAGGACAGCAUGAGUGACCUGUACCCAUGUUAGUACCUCAGUCAUUGAAUGUGUAAAACAGUCAAUGGUGACAAUGUCUGCUGUGGAUGAGCAAUAACCUGAUAUGUUGUACAUUUUAUUUAUUUGAUCAAUCUCCUUCCUUUCUGGAAGGUGAAAACUGAUUUCUUGCUUUUUCUUUCCCUACAGCCUCUUUAUUUUCUCUGCAAAAGGAGACUGAGGAGGGUAUGGAAGAGGGAAAAGAGGUUGACUUUAAAACGGAUGACGAUGAGGAGAUGGAAGUUGAUAAACAGGCGCCACAGAAACGCAAGAAGGUCAGACGGCUUAACUCUCACAGCACUGUCUUUACACCAAUAGUGUUGAGCGGUCUUCCACACAAACAGGUCUGAAUAUGUGGUUGUUGAAUUACUGAAAUUAGUAACACAGCUCUCUUUGUAUCCUCAACAGGUUCAGGCUGGUGGUUUCCAGAAGAAAUCCAAGAAUCAUAACUGGAAAAGAAAAGGUUUAAAGACCAAUGUGAAAGUAAAAAAAGUAAAAUAAAGGUG